AUGUCGCUCUUACGAACGCGCUGUGGUUUGUGCAGUAAAUCGAUUGCGAAAGACAAUGCUAUAAAUUGCUCGCUUUGUAAGGCCGUUUUCCAUCAACUGUGUUUGGGAAUUGAUAUCAACAUUUUUCAUAAUUCUAAUGUUGUGUACAAUUGCGAUAAUUGUGUUGGAAUUAAUUUGCACGCUGUUGUUGCUGAUUUAGUGGCUGAGGUUAAAGACCUAAAAGAACAGCUUUCCAAAUUGGGUGCCUUCAACUCUGCUGCAUAUGCAAAAUCAACUAGUGCAUUACCCACCAACAAUACUGGCGUUUUUUCGUUUCCCGAAGUGCCUUCAAAUUUGAGUGACUCUGCUGCUAUGCCAACGCAAGCAGUGAGUGUGACUAAAUCUACUAACAAUGCGGCAGUAAAUGUGACAUCGGAUGGUAAUGCUGAGAAUAUCAUCGUGCCGUCGUCUUCGAACUUAGCAACGAAGUCGGCUGAUACCAUUGCUAAUGAGUGGAUGAUGGUGGGAAAUAAAAACAAAAACAAAAAUAAAAACAAUAACAAGCAGCAGAAGAAGACGAACCAUCGUCAACGUGAAAAACCUCUGGUUGGCAUUAGUGAGAGUAGUGAACUGCUGGUGGCUUCACGUUUGAAAUACUUACACCUGGGUUCAUUUAAACCUUCGGUUCAGCCAGAAAAUAUCGUUGACUAUGUCGUUAAAUAUACGGCAAUAGAAAAGCAACACCUUAGUUGUAUCAGUGAUGAAUGCCUUUAUAAAUCGCAUGUUGAUAAUGUUCUUGCUCUUCAGCGUGAUAUUGGCAGUGAUCAAUUAUGUGUUCUUGGUGAUUUUAAUUUGAGCAAUAUUGACAUAGAUAAUGUAACAAGCACCGCUGAAGUAAGUGUACUACUAUCCGAACCUGCAAAGCAUAUAGGUAUUUCCGCUUUUACAAAAUAUUAUUUCGAGCUCGUUCAAAUUUUAAAAGAGUACAUCAACUUCACCAUCGAAUUUCGUGUUGCAAGGGGCUGGGCAGGACAUUUGAAUAAUACAACGUUUAGGCUUGGAUUUCUAGGCAUUAUGGCUCGGAAUGAAGCUGACAUAGGGGCAACAGGAGUAUUUAAUCGAAUUAAUCGCUUCGCGGAGUUUGACAUUAUACACCAAGGCUGGAAAUUUGAAACUGCAUUUUUAUAUCGCUUUGUACCGACCUUAAGUAUCCACGUCGACGCUCAAAGCUUUCUGUUACCAUUUCAAAGACAUGUUUGGAUUGUUUUGGCAUGGUCUAUCAUAACAAUAACCUUAAUAUUUUGGCUUUUAGAUAGCAUAAAAAUACGACAGAAAAAAAGAAAACAUUUACUACACAAACAAUUUUGGCAACAGUUUGAUUUGGAUUCAUUAUAUACUCGGCGUAAAAUAAAAUUAUUUAAGUACCAAAUUCAAAAAAAAACAUAGCCAAGGGAUCACACCAGCUUAAUGAAUAUGCUAUUAAUUUUGAUUGCCGCGUUUUCUCAGCAGGGUAUGAAUCCAAUUUCAAGAUGGCAACCAAUAAGAAUACUACUUUUUUCAGUAUUCGUUUUUUCCGUUUUGGUUUAUAACUAUUAUACUUCCUCAGUCGUUACUGGAUUGUUAUCCUCUUCUGUCCAAGGGCCGGAUAACAUAGAAGAAAUUAUUUCCAGCUCGCUUAAAUUAUCUUUUGAAGAUAUUGGCUACUAUAAAAUUCUGUUUAAGGUAAGUUUUUUUUCAAUACUUAAAGGCUGGUGA
This is a messenger RNA of Rhagoletis pomonella (apple maggot), 1734 nucleotides long. RefSeq lists its product as uncharacterized. NCBI's taxonomy places the organism in Eukaryota, Metazoa, Arthropoda, Insecta, Diptera, Tephritidae. The record is from RefSeq and is a predicted model, not a curated record. The transcript has 3 exons.